This is a messenger RNA of Phalaenopsis equestris, 715 nucleotides long. Its product is annotated as plant intracellular Ras-group-related LRR protein 6-like. NCBI's taxonomy places the organism in Eukaryota, Viridiplantae, Streptophyta, Magnoliopsida, Asparagales, Orchidaceae. The coding region runs from base 1 to 585 and encodes 194 amino acids. The record is from RefSeq and is a predicted model, not a curated record. Gene Ontology annotation, molecular function: protein binding. The transcript has 7 exons.
AUGCCUGCUACUGAAAUUAGAAGGUCCAGUAGAAUUACACGACUAAUACAGAUGUACUCUCCUUCUUUGUACUAUGAACUAAAGUUAUAUGAAGAAGCCGCUCAAGUUGAAGAUUCAAAGGAAAUUUUUUUGUUGCCUAAUGCCUCUCCAAUUGAUCCGCAGGCAACAAACAACUCCAUAGCCAAACUUCCAGAUGAAUUUGGCAAAUGUUUGAAGUUAAGUAAAGUCGAUAUCGAGGGAAACAAACUAACAGUAAUACCAGAAAACGUUUUGAGGUCAUGGACUACGCUCACAGAGCUUAAUGCCGCAAGGAAUCUACUGACAACAGUUCCUGAUAGCAUUGGGGUCCUAACAAAAUUGAUACGUCUUGACUUCCACCAGAACAAAAUUUCAUCGAUUCCAUCUUCAAUUAUGGGUUGUUGCUCAUUAGCUGAGUUUUAUAUGGGAAUCAAUUUGCUUUCAUCACUACCUCAGGAACUGGGUGCACUUUCUCGUUUAGGAACUCUGGAUCUUCAUUCAAAUCAGCGGGACGAAUUAGGUCUGCAAUUUUCAGAGGUGAAAAUAUAUAUACUCGCCCCUCACUGAUAUUCCCCCGUCGACACAUUGGUUAGUGAUCUAAAUUUUACAAUUUUUUGAAGUGGUAGUAAAAUAUCUAUGGGCGCAGGUACAUUGACAUCCUUACUAAAGUGGUUAAACUCUUUCUCUUCAUAUGCAU